AUAUAGACCCUUGUAAUCUACAUUAAAAUACAGCAAACAAAUUUUGGUAGAAUAUAUUAUUUGCUGAUACUUGAAUAAGAAGUUGAUGGGUAAGGAGAUGACCGUUCAGCCGAUAUUGAAUAUCAUGUGAUCAUGAGUGCUACUUAUUAUCACAAUUGAAGUAUCUGGAUUCUUGUACCCCCCUCUCUCUUUCUCAUGCUAGACAUCUUUGAAUUAUAAAAAUAUGUAUUCCUCCUAUUGAACAUCAGUUUCAGCGGUAUAACAAUAUGCAAGACGUUCAUUUACAAAUUCGGUAUAAUAAUGUUUAUCAAUGUAACGCUCUUCUCAACGAAUGUCAUGUGACAAUCCAGCCAUCUCCACAACCACAUCAGGUGGGGUUGAGCCGACUAGAGCGCCUUUGAUGCAGUGAAACAACCCUCAGAUACAACACUUCGGAUUUUCGCACCCACUAUAUGUGGUUAUCACAUAUCAGGCAUAGGAAUGCUGAAUCUAUCACAUAAGAUUGCUGCUAACAUAGUGAAUGACCUUGGAAUGAGGCACUGUAUUUACUUGGGCGCCGGGUUUGGAAGAAGCCAAAGGCCGAAGGGAACAAAGGGGCCUCUGUGAUAUUGGUCCUAAUUAAAGACGACGCGAUGUCUCACCGAGGUCUUACAUCAGAUAAAAGGGUCAGGCGUUUUCUGCCCGAACCUGUUGAAACCUCUUCACGCAGUUCUAGGGAUCCCAAGGCUACCUCCUCCCGAGAAACGAAUCCGUCGACACAGAAGCGCUCACGAGGUCCCAACGAACAGUCACCUGAACAUAAGAAUAACUCCCGUCAAGCUGUAUCAGAAAGGUCUCAGCAGCAUGUGCGCGAUAGUCCUGGAACGAAUUUCAUAAACUCAGGACAAGCGGUCAACGAAGCCAGUAGCUUAACUGUGCCACCUGGAGUGGCCCGGGAAGACCAGCAACUCAAGGAAGAAUUACGUCCUGUAGAUCACAGAAACUCCGCACUCCUUUCUCCGAGGAAAUUCGCACCACAACUCGUGGAGACCGGGAAACGAUCAUUCCGGCGACAGCAGAUAAGGCAUAUUCAUCACAGUGAAAGCAUACUGGAAGCAUUGCCUCAAAUUACAAAGCACACAGAUAGUAGGGACCAAUAUACAGAUGAUGUCACCGGUAUAGAUGAAUCUCGGUUUUCACAUGCGAAUUUGCAACGACGCCAGGAGACCAGAAGACAUUCCUUUCGAAUCCCUGAUCUUCCAGCGAUUCCGUCGAGUUGUAGCGAGGUUUCCGAUGAUUCCGAAGCUUCACCAGGGCCAGCAUCACCCUCUGCUGUUAAUCAUGGACCUUCUGUGAAACAGAAUGCUCAUCUACAUGAGCGCCAUGCAAGUCAAUUACCGGAGUAUGUGCUAGCUCUAGCAGCCCAUUCAGCAGAAAAUCAACUCAAGGAGCAGGCCCUCGCGGCUUUCCCCAACGAACAAGUCUAUCAGCCCGUGGAUCAUUUUGCAGUUGACAGAGAAGAUGAUGACUCUCCGAAGGAUGAUGAGCUACAAGUCCGCACAAAAAUGUUUACAUCUGGCAUACAUCGACGGGCCUCGUCCGCAGAUCUGCCAUGGGAACUUGAGUACUUGCGCAGGCAUAAGGAGGAGGCCGAGAUGUGUGAUCGUGCUAUGGCUGGAACAAAAGGAUUGCAUUUCUCACCCCCUGAUAGGCGACCUUUUGACGGAGCUAGCGAGACUUGUGGAAUCUGGGCUGGUGGGUUUGGUUUGAGACAAACAAGGCCAGGCAUAAGUCCGCCCAUGCUUGGAGAAGAUCUUGUAUUCCCACAUAGUGUUUCCCCCGAAACAACAAUAUGUGAGAGCAGCAACGUUGAACAUUACAUCACCCAAGACAAACGGUAUCACAAUGCUGGGCUUUGGUAUGCAAACCGCCACCUUUUCGAUGACUGUGAUGGUGGCGGUCUUUGGAUGGGAACUUGUAAAUCCAACAAGUGCCUUUCUCGGUUGGGAGAUUCGCACUCAACGAGCCCGCGUUCAAGCGGCAAUGCCGGUGGACACACUCAAUGCUCAACCGAAACCUUGACAGGUUGUGAGAAACAGUCGUCAUCAGAUGUCUCAAGGGAUGCUGAAAGCUUGGACUCGAGCCACACGAGACAACAUGCUAGCGAAGAGGACCUUGACCACGAGUUGACCGAUAGCUUUGUGACUCAGAUCUACAAUUAUCUGUCCCUGGGCUAUCCCUCUGUUGCUCGCUACUAUGAUCAUGAACUCAGUAUCAUUUCUGGAAUCUCUGUAGCAGAUCUGAGACGUGAUGACUUAAAGACAGAUGCGAAGGGUUACGUCAGUGUUAUGGAUGGGGGUCCGACGGAUCGGAAGGUAGAGAAAGGCCUAUGUAUGCGGUGGAUCGCACUGCGCUUAUAUAUACAAGAGUGGGCUAGGAAACGGCCCAAAGUGGCUGACGACGGUAUUCAUGGAACAUGGGGAGUCUGUGAACGAAAGGGCAGCUGGGCCAUCUGAUACAGCUAUAUUAUGGAUGAAACGGAGUGUCCUAAAUCAUGGCAUAUAGCCAGUUGUGUAUGCAAUCAAGAUGCAAGAUCUG
Molecule: messenger RNA, 2577 nt
Organism: Aspergillus welwitschiae
Lineage: Eukaryota; Fungi; Ascomycota; Eurotiomycetes; Eurotiales; Aspergillaceae
Exons: 3
Coding region: 633-2495 (620 amino acids)
Source: RefSeq, a predicted model, not a curated record